GUUAUUAAGCGUGGAGUUGCCCGACAAGUCGGACGUGAGUCAACCCCGUUCUUCCAAUCAUUGAGUGUUUUAGUGUCACCCAUCCGUCUGCCAUCGCCAUGUCUGGACCCUCCCAUCAGCCAGAACUCGUCCGGGACGAUUCUUCCCCAGUUCUUCAGGGUCAUGGGACCGUUGGCCUCGAAGAAGUGUCUGCGGGGGUGGUUCCUGCCCAAUUCAAAGGGCGCCCCAAACGAUCGACCAGGCUGUCUCGAAAGGCAGCCUCGGUCCCGGAAGAUGCCGUCACAGAGCUUGACCCUGCUACGGUCGCCACGACCGAGGAAUUUCCGUCCAAACGCGCUCGGAAGAAGACAGGCGUCAAACGACCGCCGCCGUCCAAACUUCUCGUUUCUUCAUCCAAAGAGUCAGACACGGAUAUUGAUGUCGGCCAUCGCCGGACCCGUAAUAAGGCUCGUAAAGGGGAUCGCGACCAAGUACCUGGGCUAUCCCCUUCUCAGAUGCAUGCCAUCUCACAAAUGCUGAGUGAGCGUGACAAACAAGCUCGACAUAGGUCCACCCGCAAGCCCCGUUGGUCCUUCUAUUCGUCCGAGUCCAGAAGUGACGCGCCUGUGGCUUCUGGCUCAAAAGGGCCUGGCCUGGACCGUUUUCGAAACCAGGGCCCCUCUUCCAUAUCUCAUCCCACCAAUUCCUCUGAAGGACCUGACGACGCUCAAUCGCACGAUGACGACCCAGACGAUUCCGACAAUGAGGUUGGUGGGGAUCGGAGGCUUACCCGAAAUCGAACAAAGAAGACCCCCCAACCAACAGGAUAUUGGUUGGGAAAAGGGAAGGACCCUUCGGGUGCGGGAAAAAUUGCCCGCUCUCGCGAAAAGCUUUCGGACCGUCGCUCAAAAGCACGAGGGAAAAAUUCUCAGAUUGAGGAAGUAUGCCGAGGAAUGGUACCAACGGCUCGAUACGCAACUUCCCAUCUCCUCAUGGGAUUCCAGCUUCGAGAGGCAAGACGGCUUUGGCGACUUCUAGGCUCUCUUCAUCCAGACCGAGAUGAGAAGAGAAGAGAGGCAACACACAAUCAUCUAGGGGCCGCCAUUCAAAUUGGAAUCGAUGGGGCUCGACAUGAAAUUGAAAUGGCUCGUGUCCACGACACACUUGGCCCUGAGGUAGUGGAAGGGGUGGAAGGUAGAGCCAGUAGUGACCAACGAUACGUCGGCCGGACAGAGUAUGUUGUUAAACAGCUCAAAAAAGCCAAGGUCGAAGAUGCUUUGAUGCGGUCGAAAUCGGCGCCUGUUUCUCACCGUCCCUAUUUACAUGGAGCCAAAUUUUCCCCGAAUGGGCGACGACCCCCUUAUAGAGGAACGCGGGCAGGCAGGAAAGUAGAGGCCUUGAAGAAACCGAUAGGCUUCACCCCGCGUUGUUUCCUUUGCGCCUCCCCUCUCCAUUUGGCAAAAGACUGCCCGAAGAAGAAAGAGUUGAAACGGGAUUAAACAUAACUAUAGAGCUGUAUUCGAAAUUGUAUUGACCGAGAAUUCUGUGGUGAUACAAUACAAACGUGUUUUACAUUGGGUCCUUUU
Messenger RNA from Tigriopus californicus, 1565 nucleotides. RefSeq lists its product as uncharacterized. The record is from RefSeq and is a predicted model, not a curated record. The coding region runs from base 99 to 1478 and encodes 459 amino acids. Lineage: Eukaryota; Metazoa; Arthropoda; Copepoda; Harpacticoida; Harpacticidae. Gene Ontology annotation, molecular function: nucleic acid binding; zinc ion binding. The transcript is spliced from 2 exons.